GCAGCGGCCGUGUCCGCUGCCGCCACCAGCCACCGGCCACAGCCAGGCAGCCAGCUCGCGUCGAAGAGGACGACGUGGCCCGCCAAGCUCCCCUGCCAAAAGAAACAGGAGUGCCCGCGUCGUCGCCUAGUCGGUGCGUGGUGGGAGUGGUAUGGAGAGGGGCGCCGCCACGGCCGCCGCGGCGCUCGGCUGCGCCCUCCGCUCCCCUUCCCCCUCCGCGUCCCCGGCUCCCCGGUGGCCGCCGCUCCACCGCUGCCCACGGCGCGGCCCGCCCGGGCCUCCCCGCUCCCUCCUGCCGCCCGCGCGGCGUUUCAGGCCCCUAGACAUGAAGAAGGGACAUAGUAGGAACUCACCGAAGACCUUCAGCUCAUCUGGACACUCGGGGGUUAGACUAAACAACGAAGGUCUUGUCAACGACAGGCUCCUAAUAGAUUGUGGAGAGGAUCAGGAUUGUGUGCUCGGUGGCAUAGUUGCCCUGGGAAAGUUUGAUGCUCUCCACAUUGGUCAUCGGGAAUUGGCAAUGCAUGCUUCUAAAGCAGGGACUCCUUUUCUUCUUUCUUUUGUGGGAAUGGCCGAAGUACUUGGCUGGACAUAUAGGCCUCCUAUAGUUGCUCAUUGUGAUCGCAAGCGGGUCCUUUCAUCUUGGGCUCCAUACUGUAGGAAUGUGGUACCACUUGAAUAUCAAGUUGAAUUUUCAAAGGUCAGGUCCCUGUCUCCACGACAAUUUGUUGAAAGGCUAUCAAAGGAUCUUAGAAUAAAAGGUGUCGUGGCAGGUGAAAAUUACAGGUUUGGUUACAAAGCAUCUGGUGACGCAACUGAGUUAGUGAAACUAUGUGAGGAAUUUGGUUUAAGUGCAUUCAUUGUACGCUCUGUCAUGGACACAGCAAAAAGAUCUCUUAAUGGAUUUUCAGGCGCUAUAAAUUCGAGUGAUAAAGGACAGGUUUCUUCCAGCCGUGUCCGCCAUGCAUUGGCUAUGGGUGACAUGGAAUACGUCUCUGAAUUACUAGGGAGGAAACACCGUCUUUUGCUAAUGGUUAACCAACACUGCCUUCAUGAAAAGAAAAGCAUUGUACUCCCUAAUUCUUGCAUGCUGAACAUGCCACCAGCUGAAGGUCUCUAUGAAAACUGCGACCUUGUUAAUGGAGGGUAUCUUGGACCAUGUAGAGUGAUCAUCAACUCUGAUACUAUCAUCAUUGAGAUGAAAGAUGAUAACAGUUUAUCCCUAAAUCCUAUUCAAGAAGUUCAGUUAGGGAUUGAGUUUGGAUGAAGUUAUAUACUUUUUGCAUCUGCCAUCUUGUGGAGAUUAUUGCUGAAAGAAGACAUUGGGGGGAAUACUGCAAGGGGAAGUCGAAGACUUUGUUCAAGCGUGCAGUACGCCUCAUCGUGAUUGAGUUCAGGAGCAUUUUGUAGUCUCACAAGAAUGCUUUAUUACA
Zea mays is the source of this 1433-nucleotide messenger RNA. Its product is annotated as riboflavin kinase family protein. NCBI's taxonomy places the organism in Eukaryota, Viridiplantae, Streptophyta, Magnoliopsida, Poales, Poaceae. Gene Ontology annotation, cellular component: chloroplast. Bases 152 to 1267 code for a protein of 371 amino acids. Gene Ontology annotation, biological process: FAD biosynthetic process; riboflavin biosynthetic process. The transcript has 5 exons. Gene Ontology annotation, molecular function: FMN adenylyltransferase activity. The record is from RefSeq and is marked validated.